AUGAUCACCGGCCUGCAUCACGUCAACCUCAUCGUCCCGGCCGGCACGCUGGCGCAAGCGGAAGAAUUCUACGGCGAGACGCUGGGCCUCACGCCGCGGCCUGUGCCGGAGCUGCAGAAGGGGUCGUUGGCUUGGUGAAGAUGCUCCCUCCCCUCCUCCCUCCCACCUCCCCCAAGGAAGCCGUGUGCUCACGAUGUGAUUGUGGCGAACAAACAGGUACGACCUCGGAUCUUCGGGCCAGCAGGUCCAUAUCGCCUUCGGGCCGGCGGAGGCGAAUUCUUCGCGGCAUCCGUGCUUCCGCGUGGCUUCGCCCGAGGCUCUGCUGCUGCUGAGGCAGAGGGUAUGGGAGCAUCAUCGGGCGGGUGGUGCUUCGGCUCCGCAGCAGGCCGAUCGGCCCGGGGAGGUGGAUAGUGGUGCGCAAGGUAAGAUGAUGAUGAUGAAGAAGAAGAAACAGAAGCAAGUCAGUCUGGAUCAUCAUGAGGCGUCGAGCUGAUAUCACAUCGUGGCAGGCAAGGAGUACCCGCAGAGGUUCUUUGCGAGGGAUUACGCCGGUAACCGACUGGAAUUUACGGUGUGA
Messenger RNA from Lecanosticta acicola, 577 nucleotides. NCBI's taxonomy places the organism in Eukaryota, Fungi, Ascomycota, Dothideomycetes, Mycosphaerellales, Mycosphaerellaceae. The record is from the annotation of a GenBank genome assembly.